CUAAAGGAAUCGUCUGAAAUCGAUAUAUUGAAGAAGCAGCUAGUGGAUGCGUUUUACGGAAUGGAUAGAGGACUUAAGGCGACGAGCGAUAUUAUGGUUGAAGUUGUGGAGUUAAUCACACAACUUGAAGCUAAAAACCCUACUCCGGCUCCCACCGAUGCACUUACUCUUCUUAAUGGCAAAUGGAUUCUCGCGUACACAUCAUUGCCACUGGUAAAAGUGGAGGAGAUUUCAGAAACCAUAGAUUCACUUGACUUCACUAUCCAAAACUCCGUCUUGUUUUCUGGACCAUUAGCCACCACAGCAAUUAGCACCAAUGCCAAAUUUGAAUCUAUGGGUCGUGGGGCGUGGGGUGUGGGCUUGGGCGUGUGUGGUGCGUGGAAUGUGGAGCAUGGGGUUGGGCAUGAGGCGUAG
Messenger RNA from Impatiens glandulifera, 414 nucleotides. Its product is annotated as light-induced protein, chloroplastic-like. Lineage: Eukaryota; Viridiplantae; Streptophyta; Magnoliopsida; Ericales; Balsaminaceae. The record is from RefSeq and is a predicted model, not a curated record. The transcript has 2 exons. The annotation marks the transcript as partial.